Messenger RNA from Coregonus clupeaformis (lake whitefish), 5333 nucleotides. RefSeq names its product SRC kinase signaling inhibitor 1-like. Lineage: Eukaryota; Metazoa; Chordata; Actinopteri; Salmoniformes; Salmonidae. The record is from RefSeq and is a predicted model, not a curated record. Gene Ontology annotation, biological process: regulation of dendritic spine morphogenesis. Gene Ontology annotation, cellular component: actin cytoskeleton; cytoplasm; postsynaptic density. Bases 53 to 4831 code for a protein of 1592 amino acids. The transcript is spliced from 21 exons.
CGCUGGGGCCUGUUAUCCAAAACAAGAUCCCUCAGAGCGUGGUGGCGGUCACAUGAUCUCGACAGAUGACCUGGAGUACCCGCGGGAGUACCGGACACUGGGGAACGGGACGCGGCGUUUCUCCAACGUGGGUCUGGUGCACACCUCGGAGCACCGCCACACGGUCAUCGCCGCCCAGAGCCUGGAGGCCCUUACCAACCUGCACAAGGUGGACAUGGAGCGCAAGAGGGACGCCUUCAUGGACCACCUGAAGAACAAGUACCCGCCCCAGUUGCAGCACCCCGGGCACCAGCACCACAACCCCCCCUCGCCCUCACCCUCCCACGGCAGCAUGAGGCAACCUGACAGAGAGCGAGCCGCGCGCGAACAGCAACAACCCAACUACUGGAGCUUUAAGGUCAGUGCUAGUCGUAGCCCGCGUCACUCCCAGUCCACCCAGUCUGGGCUAGCUGACCAGGCUGCUAAGCUGUCCUUUGCCUCGGCUGAGUCUCUGGCUGAGACCAUGUCUGAGGCUGACAUCCCCCUGGGGUUCAGCCGAACCAACCGCUUCCGCCAGAGUCUGCCCCUGUCUCGCUCAGCCAGCCAGAACAAGCUGCGCUCCCCAGGCGUGCUGUUCCUGCAGUUUGGGGAUGAGACGCGGCGGGUGCACAUCACCCACGAGCUGAGCAGCCUGGACACGCUGCACGCCCUCAUCGUGCACAUGUUCCCCCAGAAGCUGACGGCGGGGAUGCUCAAGUCCCCCAACACGGCCAUCCUGAUCAAGGACGAGGCGCGCAAUGUCUUCUACGAGCUGGAGGACAUCCGGGACAUCCAGGACCGCAGCAUCAUCAAGAUCUACCGCAAGGAGCCCAUCUACGCCUCCUACCCCGCCACACACCUGGUCAACGGGGACCUGAGGAGGGAUCUGGUGUACACAUCCCGAGAGUCCUCCCCUACCCGCCGCCUCAACACCCUGCCCUCCUCCUCCGCCUCACCCCCCUCCGGUUCCCCAUCCCGCUCUCGUCUGUCCUACAGUGGGGGGCGGCCUCCUUCCUUCGCCGGGCCGGGUAGUCACCCCCAGCACCAGCAGCACCCCCAGCAGCACCAGCCCCAGCAUUCCCACCACCCUGGGGCUGGCUCCCACCACGGGGGCCCCAAUGCUGGCCUGUCCUCCUCCCCUAGCGCCAUCCUGGAGCGUCGUGACGUCAAGCCCGACGAGGAGGUGUCUGGGAAGAACAUGAUGUUGGUGAAGAACGAGGGGUUGUAUGCUGACCCCUACAGCCUGGUACACGAGGGCCGCCUCAGCAUCGCCUCUACACAGUCACUGGCUGCCAUCGGAGACCCCUUCGGCUUCCCUGUGUCAGGUGGGCUGUACCGCCGUGGCUCUGUGCGCUCCCUCAGCACCUACUCUGCUGCCGCCCUGCAGGGGGAGCUGGAGGACGCCCUGUACAAGCCUGGAGGUCCCGUCUACUCCGACUCCUACUCCUCAGCCACACUGGGCAUGGGCUUCCGUAUGCCCCCAUCCUCCCCACAGAAGAUCCCUGAUAUGCAGCUGAGGGACAGGGGGGACUCAUACUCCAGCUCCCCCAGUCGAGCCUCCCCGGUCAGGCAGACCUUCCGCAAGGACUCAACCUCCUCUUCCAUGUUUGUGGAGAGCCCCAAGUCCAGGCCCAGUUCCAGCUCUGACCCUUUGGCCCUGCAGGCCGGGUCGGGAGGGGACGGGAGCAGGUUUGCGCCCGGGUACAGCUCCCCGCUCCCUGGAGAAACUUCUGAGUCCAGGGAUCGUAUGGAGCGUCUGGACCGUAUGGAGGCCAUGGAGAAACAGAUAGCCAGUCUGACAGGCCUGGUUCAGAGUGUACUGACCAAAGCACCCGACAGUGACAGCACAUGCGGCCUACUGCGUCUCUGCAUGAUGGCGGGCUGCCCUCCGGACCAGGGCUCGGAGUUCUCACGGCCCUUCCCUUUCUCUUCCAGCGAGAAGACCGAAUCCAACAGCGACGGCUCCGCCACUGGAACUGGACGGCUGAAGCGGAAAGCUCUGACGCCGUCGGCCCCGCUGGCUCUGAUGCCCCCCCCUCCCUCCGGAGACACCCAGGUCACCACCGUCACCCGGCUGCAGAUGCAGCUCCACCUCCACGACCUGCAGCAGAAUGCCACUGACCUGCGCAAACAACUCUCCCAGCUCCGCAAGAUGCAGCUCCAGAACCAGGAUAGUGUGAAGACGCUGCUGAAAAGAACGGAGAAGGAGCUGAACGUGCGUGUGAGUGACGCUCUGAGGAAACAGGAGGACCCUCUGCAGAGACAGCGCCUCCUGGUGGAAGAGGAGAGACUCAAGUACCUCAACGAGGAGGAGCUUAUCAUCCAGCAACUCCAUGACCUGGAGAAGUCAGUGGAGGACAUCCAGAAGGGUUCAGCUGUCAAUCACAAGCUGGUGACGGUUCAGGAGCUGGAGGAGAAGGCCUCGCUGCUGAGGAAACUAGGAGAGACACUCACAGAGCUCAAGAACCAGUUCCCCAGUCUGCAGAGUAAGAUGCGGGUGGUGUUGAGGGUGGAGGUGGAGGCCGUCAAGUUCCUGAAGGAGGAGCCACACAGACUGGACGCCCUGCUGAAACGCUGCAAGAGCGUCACUGACACACUGACCACCAUGCGCAGGCAAGUGAAUGAGGGCAUAUGGAAGAAGCAGGAGGACUUCCCCAAGCACAGCGGUGAGGACUUCCGUAAGAGUUCCGACUUUGACAUGCCCACCAGCCCCCCUCUCAACCUCAGUGACCUGAGGGGCGGCAGCAGCCUGUCAAACUGGAGCCCCCAUUCCAGCCACAGCCAUAGUCAAAGUCAUGGCCAUGGGCACAGCAACCCCUCCUCUGGCCCCCACAGGGACAACCACCCCCCUGUGCCUCACAAGGGUCGGGCCCUGGAAGAGCUGGCCAACCGCGCUGCUGCUGAUAAGGCUGUGUCUGUGGAGGUUCGACUGGCAGCAGAGCGGGACUGGGAGGAGAAGCGGGCCAGUCUGACCCAGUACAGUGCUCAAGACAUCAACCGUCUGCUGGAGGAGACCCAGGCUGAGCUGAUGAAGGCCAUCCCAGACCUGGACUUUGCUGCCAAGCAGAUCAACAAGCCCUCCUCCAACACGCCCUCCCAGUCUCAGACCCCCCAGAGCGGGGGAGGGAUCCCAGAGCACCGUCCUACCAAGCCCCAGCAUGCUACACACAAGCUCUCGGGGAAGGAGCCUGGCUCCAGACGUGGCUCUGAUGUAGAGCAGCUGACGGUGACUCGGUAUCGCACAGAGAAGCCCUCGAAGUCGCCCCCUCCCCCGCCACCUCGACGCAGCUUCCCAUCAUCCCCGUCUGGCCUGACCACCCGCAGCGGAGAGACCCUUAUCCCCGGCAAGAGCAUUAAGUCGGAGGCAGAGGAGGCAGAAACACAGAAGCCCCAUGUGCAGCUACGACGGACAGUGUCUGAAAACCCCCGUCCUGCGUCCACCCCUCCCACCAUCGCCUCUGGAGACAAGGAGGAGGGAGAGGAGGACAAGAUCACUGCUGAACUGGAGCUGUCUAGAGUAUCGUUGGACUGCUCUGGCCUACAGUGGAAGCAGGGCAGCUCAGAAUACACUUCCAGCAUACUGGCAUCACACUCACAGAGCAUGGCCCUUCCUGGUCCGUCCUUCUCUCCAGUCCCCCGGAUUGUGUUGACAGAGUGCAUGUCAGUUCCACUCUCUCCCUCAGAAGGCUUUGUCAGAGAAUUGACACAGGACCAUCAGAUGUCCCUGACAGUGGACCAGUCCCAGAGCCAGACUGCUCCUCUCCAGGCAGUCCCCCAGAUCCAGGUCUCUAAAAGGAAGGAUCCUGUCAGCCAGGCCCAGAGGAAGCCCUCUCGGCGGGGGGAGCUGAGAAUCCAGGAGUCCUUUGAGAAGGAGGAAGAGAGGGAGGAGAGAGAGGAGCUGUCCUUGGUACUGACUGAGCUGGAGGUGAGAGUGAUGUCACCCUCGCAGGCCCAGGAGCUCAGCAGGACCAUGGGAGAGGCUUUACAGACACUCACCAUCCCAACUCAGCCUUCAGAGGGAACCACUGAAGCCCGUCUGUGUGGGGCUCCACUACUGGUACUCUUCAGGGAGACUGUGACGGUCAGAGAGGCCUACAGGCAGCUGCAGUUACUGCUGGGCAGGGUGGAGGACACAGGGUCAUCCAAGGCGGUCCCCAAGCCCAGAGCAGGACCUUCUCACAGCAGCCUGAGCAGCAGCCCCAGUCCCCUGGGUUCCAGGAUAACUCUCUCCCCUGAGCAGCAGGUCUCUCUGAGAGAGGCUCUGAGGAGAGGGGUGGAAACAGGCGACAGGAACCUGACACUACCUCACAGCAGUGGAACAGAGCGCAUUCUAGCCACCCUUCCGGAGCCCAGUCAGGACUCUGCAGAAGCAGCAGUGAAACCCAAUGGGUCUGCAUGUUUUGAGGAGAGCCAGGCCAGGGAAGGACAGGGACAGAACCCCUGUAAGCGGGGACAAGACAUCAGGAGCAGCACCUACAGGAGGCUGGACAACCUGGAGGAGACCAUCCGCGAGCUGGAAAACACCCUGCUGGAGCUCAGUGGCCACCCCACCACACUCCCCACUGACACCGCCCUGUCAGAGGCUCCAGACCCAGCCCAGAUGCCUGGCACCAGCACCACAGAGACCAAGAAGCCCCCAGUCCCACCCAAGCCCAAACCCUCCUUCACUCCUUCCAAGGGAGGGAACAGCUCUUCAGCUGUGGGUAAAGUCCACUCCUCGGCUGCCUCCAGACUGAAGCACCUGCAGCAGAGCAGCACAGAGAAGACCAAAACUGGCAAGAGGGAGGACUUCCUCAAGGGCCAACAGCAGUGAGUGAGGGACCAGCCUGUGCCCUGUGCCUGUGCUCUCCAGACUCCUCCUCAUCACCAACCACCUGACUACAGAGCUGCAUCUGACCCCCCACCCCAUCCCCUGCUACUCCUAGUCCACCCCCUUAAGCCCCCCUCCCCUCUGUUGGCUUAACAUGGGUAUUGGCAGAGUCUCUGACUCCUGUACCCUCUCACAUCCUACAUUGACCACACAAUGCACAGGAUAUCUACCCUGUGUGUGUUCUGUUUGUGAAUGUGCAUGUCUGUGUGAAUGGAAGGGUGCUGUCGGGGACCACUACCAACUAUAUGACUGUUCUCUCUUUUUUCAUUUAUCUUUUCCCCCCUGAAACAUUUCCAAUUUUCCCCAAUUCUCCAUGUUCCACCUCCUGUUCCUGGUCUGUACCUGGGUCUGACCCAUAGGCCCUUGGGAACAGCAGCAGCAGUAUUAAGCCCCUCCUGUCAGGCACCAAAGCUGACAGUUUCUCCGGCCGCCUGCCCUCCUCCAG